AGCAUGCUUUCAUAUAUUCUGUUUGGAUUGUCAAAAUCUAGUAAAACAUGCUCAAUUUUUGCCUAUGCAGGAGAUUACUACCCAAGAAAAACAAGAACAAGAAGAGUUAAAAGAAAAAGUGAGGAACAUGUUGAUGGAAACUCUUGAUGACAGUACACAAAAACUAGUGUUGAUAGACACAAUUCAACGAUUGGGAGUAGCAUAUCAUUUCCAUAAUGAAAUUGAGACAUCCAUUAAAAACAUCUUUGAUACGACGAUGUCCCAACUGAAUGAUGACGGCCUUUACGUUGUUGCUCUUCGUUUUCGACUUGUGAGACAACAAGGCCAUUACAUGUCUCCUGAUGUGUUCGAGCAAUUUAUGGAGCAUGGUGGGAAAUUUAGGAAAACUCUUAACAAUGACGUCCAAGCAUUAUUAAGUUUGUAUGAAGCAGCACAUAUGAGAGUGCGCGGGGAGGAGAUCCUUGAAGAAGCUCUUACUUUUACAACUACUCAUCUUGAGUUCAUGAUCCCCAUCUCGAGCAACCCUCUCAAGGAUCAAAUUACUGAAGCCUUAAGCUACCCUAUGCGCAAAGCUAUACCAAGGUUGGGAGCAAGACAAUACAUAGACAUUUAUGAAAACAUAGAAUCACACAACCAUUUGCUUUUAAAAUUUUCCAAAUUGGAUUUUAACAUGCUGCAAAAACAGCAUCAAAGAGAGCUUAGCGAUCUUACAAGCUGGUGGAAAGAUUUGGAUCUCGCAAGCAAAGUGCCAUACGCAAGAGACAAAUUAGUGGAGGGUUACGCAUGGUCGUUGGGAUUAUAUUUCGAGCCACAGUAUAGUCGUGCGAGAAAAAUGUUAGUAAAAGUAUUCAAAAUGCUCUCAAUCUGCGAUGAUACAUAUGAUGCAUAUGCAACCUUUGACGAACUUGUACUUUUCACCGACGCAAUACAGAGAUGGGACGUAAGUGCCAUGGAUUCGUUGCCACCAUAUAUGAGACCAUUUUAUCAAGCCAUUCUCGACAUCUUUAAUGAAAUUGAAGAAGAAUUGACCAAAGAAGGUAAAUCAGACCGCGUCUACUAUGGCAGAUUUGAGAUGAAAAAGCUAGCAAGGGCCUAUUUUAAAGAAGCGGAAUGGUUAAAUGCUGGCUAUAUUCCAAAAUGUGACGAGUAUAUAAAAAAUGCAAUUGUAAGCACUACCUUCAUGGUGCUUGGAACAACUUCUUUGAUUGAUGAGGAACUCAUUACAAAAGACAUUUUUGAAUGGAUAACAAAUGCGCCUUCAAUUGUUCGUGCUUCAUCAACAAUCUGCAGAUUAAUGGACGAUAUUAGUGAUCAUGAAACUGACCAACAAAGAGGACACGUAGCUUCAAUUAUUGAAUGCUACAUGAAAGAAUAUGGAGCUUCAAAACAAGAAGCCUAUAUUAAGUUUCGGAAGGAAGUCAAGAAUGCAUGGGAAGACAUAAACAAGGCACUGCUAUGCCCUAUUGAGGCACCAACGUUUGUUCUCGAACGAAUUUUAAAUCUUGCACGCACAAUGGAUACUUUUUUCCAAGACGAAGAAGAUGGAUAUACAAAUUCCAAUUCCAAAUGUAAGGACAUUAUUACCUUGUUGCUUGUUGAUUCUAUCAAAAUAUGACGAUCAAUGAUGUGUACGCACUGUGUUGACCAAUCAUUUGGAGCAAAUGAGGAAACAUUUUGCAUAUUUACAUUAA
Molecule: messenger RNA, 1691 nt
Organism: Capsicum annuum
Lineage: Eukaryota; Viridiplantae; Streptophyta; Magnoliopsida; Solanales; Solanaceae
Product: sesquiterpene synthase 12-like
Biological process (GO): diterpenoid biosynthetic process
Molecular function (GO): terpene synthase activity; magnesium ion binding
Source: RefSeq, a predicted model, not a curated record